UCAAAUACACACGGGGCUGCAGCAUUCUAUCAUCAGACCUACCCAGCCCAACUGCCUACCUCUCGACAAUGCAACCCUACCUCAGAAGCUGAAGGAAGUCGGCUAUUCCACUCAUAUGGUGGGAAAGUGGCAUUUGGGUUUUUACAGAAAAGAAUGCAUGCCCACCCAGAGAGGAUUUGACACCUUUUUUGGUUCCCUCUUGGGAAGUGGUGACUACUAUACACACUACAAGUGUGACAGCCCCGGGAUGUGUGGCUAUGACUUGUAUGAAAAUGACAACGCUGCCUGGGACUAUGAUAACGGCAUUUACUCCACACAGAUGUACACUCAGAGGGUGCAGCACAUCUUAGCCUCCCACCACCCCAGCAAGCCUUUAUUUCUAUACAUUGCCUAUCAAGCAGUGCACUCACCACUGCAAGCCCCUGGCAGGUACUUCGAACACUACAGAUCCAUCAUCAACAUCAACAGGAGGAGGUAUGCCGCCAUGCUUUCUUGCUUAGAUGAAGCAAUCAGCAAUGUGACCAUGGCUCUCAAGUCAUACGGCUUUUACAACAACAGCAUUAUCAUCUAUUCCUCAGAUAAUGGUGGCCAGCCCACGGCAGGUGGGAGUAACUGGCCUCUCAGAGGCAGUAAAGGAACCUACUGGGAAGGGGGGAUCCGGGCUGUGGGCUUUGUGCACAGCCCGCUUCUGAAGAACAAGGGAACAGUGUGUAAGGAGCUUGUGCACAUCACAGACUGGUACCCCACCCUGAUUUCCCUGGCUGAAGGGCAGAUUGAUGAGGAUAUUCAACUGGACGGCUACGACAUCUGGGAGACCAUCAGUGAAGGCCUGCGUUCACCCCGGGUGGAUAUCUUGCACAACAUCGACCCCAUCUACACCAAGGCGAAAAAUGGCUCCUGGGCAGCAGGCUAUGGGAUCUGGAACACAGCCAUCCAGUCAGCAAUCAGGGUGAGGCACUGGAAACUGCUCACUGGGAACCCUGGCUACAGUGACUGGGUGCCUCCUCAGUCCUUCAGCAAUCUGGGCCCUAACCGGUGGCACAAUGAACGCGUCACCUUGCCCACUGGAAAGAGUGUGUGGCUUUUCAACAUCACAGCUGACCCCUACGAAAGGGUGGACCUGUCCCACAGGUAUCCUGGAGUCGUGAAGCAGCUCCUCCGCAGACUCUCCCAGUUCAACAAAACCGCCGUGCCUGUCAGAUACCCCCCCAAAGACCCCAGAAGUAAUCCUCGACUGAAUGGGGGGGUCUGGGGACCAUGGUAUAAAGACGAAUAUAAGAAAAAGAAGUCCAGCAAAAAGAAGGCUCAGAAAAAGCUGAAGAAAAGCAAGGCAAAGCCAAAGUGGCAAAAUAAAGCACGCUCGUUUCCAAACUGUCCUUCAGAUGCUUCAGAUGUGACCCGAGGAUAAGUCUGAAUAUUUUCCUAUUUUGGUUUUAUUUCAAUGGACUCUUGGUUUUUCAUGUUUUCUAGGUAAAUGAACAGGUUUGGCUCAAUCCUAUCACUGCCAGAAGCAUCAGACUUUUUGUCAUCCUGUGCCUUCCAGAGAUGUCUGUCACCUGGCUGGCAUAGGUGCCAAAGGUGCUACUCUUGUAAGCCACAUUAAGAUGAGAAUGGAGAGGCUGAUUUCUCUUGCCUCUAGUUAAAAGACAAUCAGUUCAUCUGUUGGGCCUCAUUCAACUGCUUUUCAUGAGAAGAGGGAGGGGAUAAUCUGUGAUUGCUGAAGGUGUUAACUGGUUGUAAAUUACAAGGCAGCAUGAUUUAAAAACUACCUUUGAUAAAGUGGUAUCAAAAGUAGUGUGACCUUGAAGACCUUAACAGUGUCAUUUUUAAGCAAAAAAAAAAAAAAAAAAAAAUCGCAUCUCUAUCAUAGGGCACUUAGAUUUUUUUAAUGAACUAAGUUUUAUGUAUCACUUCCAUUCCUAUGAAAAUAAGCUGUUUUUCUCACAUCUGAACAGUCUACACCUCACUCUGCUAUGUAUGAGGGAAUGGUAACUAAGAAUGUCUGAGCAAUGUGAAUGUACCUACUUUCUAAAGACUCUAAAAGAAUGACAUUUUAACAUAAAGUAUCUAAUUUAUUUUUACAGAAAAAAACUAUUUUUAUAAUUAUUCCCAUGAGUUUUAAUAUUUUUUAAAUUUCUGAAUAACAUUACAAGUUUUAUGUUGU
This is a messenger RNA of Erinaceus europaeus (western European hedgehog), 2164 nucleotides long. RefSeq names its product arylsulfatase J. The record is from RefSeq and is a predicted model, not a curated record. Bases 116 to 1408 code for a protein of 430 amino acids. The transcript has a single exon. NCBI's taxonomy places the organism in Eukaryota, Metazoa, Chordata, Mammalia, Eulipotyphla, Erinaceidae.